AUGCGCGGGAGGCUUCUACAUGGGCGUUCAACCAAAGCCAAAACUGUUAUUUUGGGUGGACUGAAGGAUCACCUGAAAACUAUCAGGAGAAGCAGGCGCAUUGUUUUUAUUGGCUGUGGCACAAGCUAUAAUGCUGCUUUAGCUGCGAGACCCCUAUUAGAAGAACUUUCUGGGAUUCCUAUUUCAAUGGAGAUUGCCAGUGAUUUAUUAGAUAGGCAGGGACUAAUUUACAGAGAAGAUACAGCUGUUUUUGUUAGUCAAUCUGGUGAAACUGCAGACACAUUGCAUGCAUUAGAAUAUGCAUUGGAGAAUGGUGCAUUAUGUGUUGGCAUUACAAAUACCGUUGGGAGUGCAAUUGCUAGGAAUACACACUGUGGUGUCCAUAUAAAUGCUGGUGCUGAGAUUGGUGUGGCAAGUACCAAGGCGUACACAAGUCAAAUAGUGGUAAUGGCGAUGUUCGCACUUGCAAUUAGUGGCGACUCAAUAUUAAGUCAAGCAAGAAGAGAGGCCAUAAUAGAUUGCUUAUUUGAAUUGCCUUGUAAGCCUCAUUUGCCUACUUUCCCUGCACAUUCUAGCUUCUGUUGCAAAGUGAGGGGGGUGCUGGAGCUAGACCAGGAAAUGAAGGAUCUUGCUAAUCUAUUAAUAGCUGAGCAGUCACUGUUAGUAUUUGGGAGGGGAUACAACUAUGCAACAGCUCUUGAGGGGGCCUUGAAAGUUAAGGAAGUGGCACUUAUGCACAGUGAAGGAAUACUUGCAGGUGAAAUGAAACAUGGUCCUUUGGCACUGGUUGAUGAAAACCUCCCAAUUGUUGUUAUUGCAACCCGUGAUGCUUGUUUCAGAAAGCAACAAUCAGUUAUUCAGCAACUUCAUGCUCGCAAUGGUCGACUGAUUGUGAUGUGCUCAAAAGGGGAUGCAGCAUCAGUCAGGACUGGUGGUUCAUGCAAAGUAAUUGAAGUACCUCAGGCGGAGGAUUGUCUUCAACCUGUAAUUAACAUAGUUCCAUUACAGGUAAUUUAG
Molecule: messenger RNA, 1017 nt
Organism: Thlaspi arvense
Lineage: Eukaryota; Viridiplantae; Streptophyta; Magnoliopsida; Brassicales; Brassicaceae
Source: the annotation of a GenBank genome assembly